Molecule: messenger RNA, 757 nt
Organism: Brassica rapa (field mustard)
Lineage: Eukaryota; Viridiplantae; Streptophyta; Magnoliopsida; Brassicales; Brassicaceae
Product: U1 small nuclear ribonucleoprotein C-like
Biological process (GO): mRNA splicing, via spliceosome; mRNA 5'-splice site recognition; spliceosomal snRNP assembly
Cellular component (GO): U1 snRNP; nucleus
Molecular function (GO): zinc ion binding; pre-mRNA 5'-splice site binding
Source: RefSeq, a predicted model, not a curated record
AUGCCGAGGUAUUACUGUGAUUAUUGCGAUACUUAUCUCACGCACGAUUCCCCAUCGGUGAGGAAGCAGCACAAUGCUGGUUACAAACACAAGGCGAAUGUGAGAAUAUACUAUCACCAAUUUGAGGAACAACAAACCCAAAGUCUGAUUGAUCAGAGGAUUAAAGAGCAUCUUGGCCAAGUUGGUGGUGUGUUUAAUCAGCAGCAUAUGCUCGCUAGACCUCGCCUUCCUAUGAUGCCACCACCUGGAACUAUGCCUAUGGGGAUGCGACCUCCUCUCCUGCCUAGACCCAUGAUGCCUGCUCAAGGUUACAUGCCUCCUCCGGGAGUACCACAGAUGAUGGCACCGCCUGGUGCUCCUCUACCUCCACCUCCACAGAACGGUAUGCUGAGGCCACCAGGAAUGGCUCCAAUACCAGGUCAAGGUGGUGGACCACCACCCAAUUAUAAUGGACUUCCUCUUCCUCCGCCUCCUCCUCCGUAUCCUACAAAUCCAGCUGCUGCUUCAACAAUCCAAACCCGGGUGCUGAGUCUCCUGAAAGCCAUGAGUAGAGUUUAGGUCUGAUGUGUCAUUUUUAUCCUCUUGUUUAAUAUAGUACAAAAUCCAAUACAUGUGAAGAUGUUUAGAAGUAAUGCAUAACUCUCAUGUGAUAGAUUCAAUUUUUGUGUAGAAUGAUUGAGAGCUAAAAGUAUUGACUUGUUGUGGUCUCUUAAAACAAACAGGUAAGAUUUAUGAAAGACUUGAUCAAAUGGCUUCA